GUUUUACCCUCAAUAAAACUGCGUCCUAUCCGCAGAACCGACAGUUAGCACGGACUUUUCGAGUUCUUUUGCAGUCCUCCUAUUACCUACCUAAAUUGUUGUUGUGAAAGAAUGAUAACCAACCUUUUGUGUUGACGCCAUAGCUAUCUUGGCCACUAAAUAAUUUGAGGCUAGCUAACGCCAUUCGACGAUUUUACAUCCGUUUGUGGUGUCUUGGAUAACUGCGUUAUCCGUCGAACUCACAUUUCUUUAUCGAUCAUUUCUGAAUGCAAUAACGACAAUGAGCCAAGGCUACGGAACCAAAGCUGAAAUGGUACCUGAGGUAACGGCAGCAGCCAGCUUCGUCUCCCGACUGUUGAGAACAACAGGUUUCCUCAGUGAGCAGCAACUGCAAUUUUUCAGCGACUGCUUACAGCAGGCAUUAUCGGAGCACUAUAAGCACCACUGGUUUCCAGACAGACCACAGAAGGGCUCGGGCUACCGUUGUAUUCGGAUAAACCAUGAAAUGGAUCCCAUCAUUAGCAAAGCUGCCUGUCGAAUUGGCUUAAGCAGCCAGAAGCUGUUUCGACUGCUACCGAGAGAGCUGACUCUCUGGGUUGACCCUUAUGAAGUUUCCUAUCGCAUCGGAGAAGACGGAUCCAUCUGCGUCCUCUACGAGGCUGAAGUACCCGCAGCCAACUCAGGAUCCAGCAACGGCAACACUUUGUACAAUUCAACACUGAACUGCAAGAACCAUGCUCUGAUGGGGCGCACAAGUCCUCCCAAAAACUACCUUAUGACUGUCUCCAGUUAGACCUAUUGUGUGUACUGUGGGACACGCUGAGAGGUCAAUACAUACACCAGCGAUUGGGUAAAGAUGUCACCCAUACUGAUUUUAUUUCUGAACUCGGGUAAAACUUAACACAUCCCUAUUAAAAAUGAUAUUUUGUUGCUAUGUUCAGAGGCUCUUGAAAAUUUCCCGUUUUUAAAUGCAUUGGAAAUGCUAAACAUUCAACCUGUAGCUCAAAAUUAUUCCCCAGAAGUUUUCAUUUGGUACAACUUGAUGAAUGGAUGGUGCUUUGGACAACUAGCCCAUGCUCUCUUUGCACUGGCCGGGUUUAGUUUUUGGUAAGUCUUGACUUAAACUUGAGCCUUAUUUAUAAAACAAUUUGGACACUAACUUUUAUGGUUUAAAUUAAAUGGUGCAAUAAUACUGUGUCUCAAAAUAAGCAGGAUGAAUGCAUUGGUGCCAUUCCAAAAAAAAUUUAUUAUAGGAACAAUGCCCUGACAAUUUUAUGAACCAUUUUAUCUUAGGAUGCACUACUUUUAAAUUGGGGCCAAUCAUCCCUCCUUUCUUCCAAAUUGGAUUUGCUCUACUAUUUAUGCUUUAUGUGCUUGACUAAAUGAGAACUGCCUACUGUUGCUCUGAAGCAACUCAUUCCUGACUUGUUCUUCAGUUGGAAUUAUAUUGAAUAUUACUGCCAUGGCUUGGAUCUUCUCGUGCAAUAGGGCCCCGGGUAUUCAAAGAUCAGCCACACACACUAUUUGGGAAGCUAAAUGGCUUAUUUGUUGUACUGUGACACGCAUUGUGGCAUCUCUAUCCGAGACCGUGCACACAUUACAUUACAGUACUUUUUUUUUUUUGUAAUGUAAUGAUUUAUUCCCAGUGGGUUAAGAUUUGGCCUAAGCAUUGUAAUUUUGUAUCUAGGGGAUGUUAUGGGUGGGUGUUUUUGACCAGUCACCAUCUGGAUGUUUCUAUGUGGACUUUAAAGCUUUAAAGUUCCCUUCAUGGGUUCAUUGCCUAUCGAUAAUAAACCAGUAAUGGGUCAAAAAAAUGUGAUGUCGCUAAAACGGACACUUCUGUAGCCCAUGCUGAAUUGGUGUGUCCUCAUCUACAAUACAUUCUACUGAGCUGUUGAGCAGCUGGUCUUGUUUACCGUUUGAAUAUAGACAUUGUAGCAUUUUUAAGCUAAGAGCAAAGUUAUGCAUUUUAUGUACAUUUUUUUAAUGGAUGUGUACAUAUAUAGAUAUGUGUACAGUUUUGUACUUGACAAAGGAAUUUUAAGACAAUAAAACCUUUAUGAAUUCAAGUUG
Anguilla rostrata (American eel) is the source of this 2073-nucleotide messenger RNA. Its product is annotated as protein BTG2-like. The coding region runs from base 281 to 793 and encodes 170 amino acids. Gene Ontology annotation, cellular component: cytoplasm; nucleus. The record is from RefSeq and is a predicted model, not a curated record. Lineage: Eukaryota; Metazoa; Chordata; Actinopteri; Anguilliformes; Anguillidae. The transcript is spliced from 2 exons. Gene Ontology annotation, biological process: negative regulation of mitotic cell cycle; negative regulation of cell population proliferation.